Messenger RNA from Knipowitschia caucasica, 318 nucleotides. Lineage: Eukaryota; Metazoa; Chordata; Actinopteri; Gobiiformes; Gobiidae. The record is from the annotation of a GenBank genome assembly.
AUGCUAGGGGGCGGGGCGAGAGCACUGCUCAAGUCGGGCAGGAGCAUGCGGGGGUGGGCGGGGACGGCGGAAGUAUGGGGAGGGGUGGGGUGGCCGCGAGAUCGGGGCGCGGAGGAGACAGGGAGAAGUAGCAGCCGGAGGCAGCGUAGGGAGACAGGCGGGUCACCAGGGAAGAAGGAGAGAGGGUGCGUAGUGACUAGGAGAGGGGAGAGCGAUGAGAGCGGGCUUGCAUUGGGGACACGACGGCGACAGAAGGCAGCGUCGGGGGUUGAGGAGAUCGGGCCAAGCUGCGAACAGUACGCAACUGACAGCCGUUAA